AUGCUGGGGACGCUUUGGCCGGAGGCUCUGGGACUGAUUUCCGAGAUCCAAGCUGCCAAGCUCCGCGUGCGCGUGGUCAACUACAACUCAGUCAUCAGCAACUUUGCCGCAGGAGCUCUGUGGACCGAGGCGCUGUUCCUGGUGGCGCAGCUGUCUCAAAAGAGCAUUGGGGGGAGUUGCAUCACUUUCAACACUGCAGCCAAUGCCUGUGGUCGGGCACAGCACUGGCAUUUCGCACAGGUGGUCUUGGCUACGCUGGUUGAUAGCGGCCUCCGAAGCAGCUUGAGCUCUUUCAACACGCAAACUCAAGCUCACAGCAAGGGCAUGCAGUGGCAGCAUGCCGUUUUCUCCUUGGAAGAAUUAACACACAAGGCCAUGCUGGCCGAGCCGCAGACACUGAACACCGCCAUCGGUGCUUGUGGGAGUGCCUGUGGCGCCUGGGAGGCUGCGGUAAGCAUUCUGGGGUCACAGCCUUGCGCUCUCUGCGCUCCCUACGCCGACGUCUUUACGUACUCAGCCUGCCUGUCAUGUGUCAGCACGGGCCAUUCGACCUGGGUGCACGCGGUCAGUCUUCUUCAGGACAUGUGCGCUGCAUCGAUUCGCUGGAAUGUGGUGUGUCAGGGUGCAGCCAUCACAUCGAUGGAACGCGGGCAGCAGUGGCACGUAGCCUUGCAGCUACUGCGCGGCUUCGAUGCGGGAUCCCUGCAAGUCAAUCAGAUCGUCCUGAACGCGGCGGUCACUGCCUGCGCACAAGGGGCACAGUGGCGGCGCAGCCUGGAUUUGCUUGUGGAGCUGGAGGGCCGCAAGCUGCGGAAGGACAUGGUGACUUGCAAUGCAGCGGUGGCGGCCUGCGCCCGAUGCAGGCAGUGGCAGCGUGCCUUGAAGCUCCUGGAAGAAGUCUCGGAGGAGAGGCUGCAGAGAAACGCCAUGACAAAUACAUUGGCAGUUGCUGCCUGCAGCGGAGCUUCUUUGUGGGAAGAAGCCAUGGUCUUGCUAAGAAGCAGUCAGGCAAGCACCGCUGGUGUGGACCCUGUGACGUUUACGGCAGGCAUCGACGCAAGUGCACAGGGCGAGCAGUGGGAGCGGGCCUUGGGCCUGCGAGAAGCCUUGGGGUCUGCCGCCAACGUGCUAAGCCACGGUGCUGCCGUCAGCGCUUGUGAGGGUGGGGGCCGCUGGUGGCCUGCGUUGGCCUUGCUUGCACACAUGCAGUACAGCGUGGCUCAGGUGAAUGCCGUGAUCUACAACGCGGCCAUCAGCACCUGUGAAAAAGCCCAGCAGUGGCGGCGUUCCCUGCUUCUUGUCGAGCAGAUGCGCAACUCCUGCCUGCCGGACCUGGUCACCUACAAUGCAGUCCUUGCCGCCUUGGCCCAAAGGAAGGCUCCAAAGGCUACUUCCGUCCUCUCGCUGCUUCGGCAACUCCACGCUGAUGCCUUGCAGUGCAACUUGAUCACAUGGAAUGCGGCGAUCACAGCCUGUGGGGGCCAGUGGCCAGCUGCCCUUGAACUCCUCAAAUCGCUUGGAAGGGCUCUUCUUCCGAACGUGAUCACGUACGCUGAAGCAGUCAGGUCAUUGACCUUGGGCGGACAGCCACAAAUUUCCUGGCUUUUGGUGGCAGCUACGACAAGGGCCUUGCAGGACAUUGAGAGUGUCGUCAUUCCUUGA
Molecule: messenger RNA, 1662 nt
Organism: Symbiodinium natans
Lineage: Eukaryota; Dinophyceae; Suessiales; Symbiodiniaceae
Source: the annotation of a GenBank genome assembly